Messenger RNA from Daldinia vernicosa, 1065 nucleotides. RefSeq lists its product as uncharacterized. Bases 1 to 996 code for a protein of 331 amino acids. The transcript is spliced from 4 exons. NCBI's taxonomy places the organism in Eukaryota, Fungi, Ascomycota, Sordariomycetes, Xylariales, Hypoxylaceae. The record is from RefSeq and is a predicted model, not a curated record.
AUGGCAUUUUCCGCGGAUAGAGAUGAUAGCCUUGCAACCAUUUUAGAAAGAGUCACCGACACUGAGGGUUCAUCUAUCUCAUCCCAUAGCCGCCUCGGCCAUGAGAUUUCAGAAGAGGCACCGAAUAUUGCAACACAGCAUAAGCCGACUACUCCCAAAGAGAUCCUUUCAGAGCGUACCACCGAAAGAAUAGGUACCGCGGAACCGGGCGCAAGAGCCGCAGCAACACAGGAAGAUGAAUUGAUCAAACAGUUUCUGGUUCGACAUUUUAAGAAUGAUAUCUUGAGAAUAACUCCCCGGGAAGACGACAUUGACAUCCUUUUCCAAUAUACAAUGGGUUUAAAACUAGAUGCGAAGCCUGACGAUGUUGAGCAAGCAAAGGAACCAUGUCAAGAGGUAACUAUGAAGCUCAGUAUAGCAGCUCUUAGUCGGAUGAGAAUGCGGAAGCUUCAGAUGGAGCUCAUCAACAGAAUUAUGAAGAUGCAUUAUCUUAAAGAACUCCCAAGUGACUGGGAGUCUUUAUUAGAGAAGUAUAUUACGGCGACGCGUGACAACGACUAUGUUCACACCUGGGUUGAUGGAGGUCUGCAGGAUCCAUUCCUUAUCACAAGCGAGAGGAAGGUGGAUGCCGCCAUACUUCAAUCUACCCUUCUUGAAAUUGGCGGACCAACGUUCAACUUCGUUCCACCCCUAGAACAAAAACCAACAGCUAUUGGAGACACCCGAACUGAGAUGACCCAAAAACUACGAAGGGGAGCGUACUUCGUGCGAGCCGUAGUUUCUGUUAUAGGUGGGAUAUAUCUAAUUAUGCCUGUGUGGCUAAUGAUAGAGAUGGGAAGUCCAAAAGCGUCGCUUAUUAUAACAGCAUUGUUUGUGUUGAUAGUCGGUCUUGCGGCGGCAUGGGUGUUCAAUGAUAUUAUACAUGUCUUUUCGAUUACGGUGGCGUACGCGGCCGUAUUGGUUGUCUUCGUGGGCGCCAAUGGCUCUUCGGCAUAAACAUACUUGUCGCGGGAAUUAGAGGAUAUUAUAGCCCUAUGUACACCUUCCUCGACAAACGAAUACUAG